Molecule: messenger RNA, 1797 nt
Organism: Aspergillus wentii DTO 134E9
Lineage: Eukaryota; Fungi; Ascomycota; Eurotiomycetes; Eurotiales; Aspergillaceae
Product: STE20 family serine/threonine-protein kinase
Exons: 6
Coding region: 1-1797 (598 amino acids)
Biological process (GO): protein phosphorylation
Molecular function (GO): ATP binding; protein kinase activity
Source: RefSeq, a predicted model, not a curated record
AUGGAAAACGAUAUGGCGAGUCAUUAUCAGAUGAUGGAGGAGUUGGGAAGUGGAAGUUUCGGAAUCGUGUACAAAGCCAUUGAAAAGUUUACCGGGGAAAUCGUUGCGAUUAAACACAUUGAUCUCGAAUCGAGCGAAGACGAUAUCCAGGAAAUUCAGCAGGAGAUCUCCGUCCUGGCUACAUGUGAUAGCCCUUAUGUGACGCAAUACAAAGCGAGUUUUCUGCGGGGACACAAGUUAUGGAUUGUCAUGGAAUAUCUGGGAGGAGGGUCUUGCCUCGAUCUGCUCAAACCCGGUAUGUUCAACGAAGCGCAUGUGGCCAUCAUUUGCCAGCAGCUGCUGCAGGGUAUGGACUACUUGCACAGCGAAGGAAAAAUCCACCGCGACAUCAAAGCUGCCAACGUGCUCCUGUCACAUACGGGCAAGGUGAAGCUUGCGGAUUUUGGAGUUGCUGCGCAGCUCAUCAAUAUCAAAUCCCAGCGCAACACUUUCGUCGGAACACCCUUCUGGAUGGCGCCCGAGGUGAUUCAGCAGGCUGGAUACGAUUACAAGGCGGAUAUUUGGUCGCUGGGAAUUACCGCCAUCGAGAUGAUCAACGGAGAACCGCCUCACGCGAGCACGCAUCCGAUGAAGGUCCUCUUUUUGAUUCCAAAGGAGCCUGCCCCGAUCCUCCAAGGAGACCAGUACAGCAACACAUUUAAGGACUUCAUCGCACAAUGUUUGAUCAAAGACCCGGAUAGGAGACCUAGCGCCAAGGAACUGUUGAGACACAAGUUCAUCCGUAAUGCCGGAAAGACCGAGGCUUUGCAGGAACUCAUUCACCGGAAGCAAGACUGGGAUGCUGGCAGAGGUGUCAAGCAAAACGUCAAGUACUAUGCGGAAUCUCUCAACACAAUCACAAAGCCUGAAGAUGAUGAUGAUGGAUGGGUAUUCGAUACAGUCAAAGCACCUACCAUGAAGGUCUCGAAAGAAGAGGAUGAUAUCCUUAUCGACGAAGAUGCGCAGGAAUACUGGGAUGAAAACUCGGAAAUGAUGGAAAACCUACACAUCUCCAACCCUCCAAUGCCAAAGCACGCCCCGAACUCGACCGUCCGACGAACACCAAUGGCCGACCGAAGUCCUUCUAUCCGGCGACCCAAUGCGAAGAGAAGAUCGAGUGGCAUGAAACAGCCACUGGGCGUAGACCUGAGUUUUGGCAAUAGCCCGUCAACAGUUCGCCAAUUCCGCCGUGUGUCAGACAAGAUCCCCUCUGAUGCUUCUUACACCACGCCGCAAUACCCGCCCGGCCUCGAUGAGAAUUCCAGUCCCAAGACGCUCUUCUCGGAACCAAACAGUAAGGAAGCACAAUUGGGUCGUCGAGCAUACAGCAAAGCUGUAGGAAUGUCCUGCCAGGAAGUUCUUGGCACAACAGGAGACCAAGAAAAAAGAGAAGUCAUCUCACGAUUGGCUGAGGCCUGGAGCGAUCUGGAAAUGGUCGACCCGGAAGGUCUAUACCAUAUCAUCCGGACCAUGAACGAAAAAAUUAUGGGCGAUCCAAAAUUAUCAGGCCUCGUCCCGCAAGCUCCACCACCCGAAUCCCCACAAAGGCCGCGGCUUGUCCUGGCACAGAACAACCCACACCUCAAAAGCCACCGGCGGCGCCAGUCCACCGCAGCACCAGAGCCUAGCUUGCCCCCGGCCCAGCUGUCUAACCUCCCGGGGCAAGAAGUGCCGGGGAUGGAGCACACCAAACAACUGUCGGAUGUGCUGUACGGGCGCUGGUCUGAAGGCCUUCGUAAUCGUUGGCCCGGACUCUAG